AUGGCUAAAACUUACGAUUACUUGUUCAAGGUAUUAAUCUUCAUUUUUAACACUAUAGCGUCAAUUUUACAGCUAUUGCUCAUCGGAGAUAGUGGAGUUGGCAAGACGUGUGUGCUGUUCAGAUUCUCGGACGAUUCGUUUAAUAACUCGUUCAUCUCGACUAUUGGAAUCGACUUCAAAAUCCGUACGAUCGAGCUCGACGGAAAGAAAAUCAAACUUCAGAUUUGGUAAGUUGACCAAUUUGUCUGGCUAAUAUGAAUCAGAUUAAUUUUAGGGACACAGCCGGACAAGAGAGAUUCCGAACCAUCACCACUGCCUACUAUCGAGGUGCCAUGGUAAACUUUUAGUUUGAAACGAGCCAACUAAACGCAAUCAUUCAGGGAAUCAUCCUUGUGUACGACAUCACAAACGAGCGGUCGUUUGAGAACAUCAAGAACUGGAUCCGCAACAUUGAGGAGCACGCAGCCUCCGACGUCGAAAGAAUGAUAAUUGGAAACAAGUGCGACAUCGAAGACCGUCGAGAGGUUUCGAGAGAUCGCGGAGAGCAGUUGGCCAUCGAGUACGGUACCAAGUUCUUGGAGACGUCGGCAAAGGCGAAUCUAAACAUUGACGAGGCGUUCUUCACUUUGGCGCGCGAUAUCAAGAGCAAGAUGGAGCAGAACGAGAUGCGCGCUGGCGGCUCCGCUUCAAACUCUGGCCGCGUGAACGUCGGCGGACAGGGCAGCCACAAGAAAAGCUUCUUCAGCAACUGGAGCUGCUCCCUCCUCUAA
Messenger RNA from Caenorhabditis sp. 36 PRJEB53466, 770 nucleotides. NCBI's taxonomy places the organism in Eukaryota, Metazoa, Nematoda, Chromadorea, Rhabditida, Rhabditidae. The record is from the annotation of a GenBank genome assembly.